Messenger RNA from Eleginops maclovinus (Patagonian blennie), 4086 nucleotides. It is a transcript of the gene rbm27, whose product is annotated as RNA binding motif protein 27. Gene Ontology annotation, molecular function: metal ion binding; RNA binding. The coding region runs from base 139 to 3291 and encodes 1050 amino acids. Gene Ontology annotation, cellular component: nucleus. NCBI's taxonomy places the organism in Eukaryota, Metazoa, Chordata, Actinopteri, Perciformes, Eleginopidae. Gene Ontology annotation, biological process: mRNA processing. The transcript is spliced from 21 exons. The record is from RefSeq and is a predicted model, not a curated record.
GCCGUAAAACACAUUUUCCCGACCUGCUAGUGAAGAGAGACAGAAGGAGGCCUUAAAGCUUAUACAUUUAUAGACGAUGAAAGCAGGAUUAUUGAAACGCACUUUCAUUUUAUAGGCAGUAUUAUAGUCUUUCUCACGAUGAUCAUAGAGAAUGUGGAAGCAUUGAAGUCGUGGCUGGCAAAACUCCUGGAGCCAAUAUGUGAUGCUGACCCCUCUGCGUUAGCCAACUAUGUGGUGGCUCUUGUGAAGAAGGACAAACCGGAGAAAGACCUGAAAGCACUUUGUGCUGAUCAGCUUGAUGUCUUUCUACAGAAAGAGACAACAGGAUUUGUCGAUAAACUUUUUGAAUGUCUGACAACAAAGAACUACCUUGGAAACUCUGUUGCCAAGGAAGUUCCUAAAGAAGAGGUCAAACCACCUGCAGUCAAAUCUGAUGUUGUGGAGGCUGAAACUCCGGAGGAGGAGAGAGAAAACCGGCGGAGGAGAAGUCCUCUGAGAAACAUCGAGUCCAGGCCGCGCGACGACAGAAGGCGAGAUGAGCGCAAGCGCCGCGACUUCGAUCGGCACGGGAAAAGCCUCAGCGACUCCCACCGCGAGCGGGAGCGUCACGAACGUCGCAGGGGCAGCCCCCGGGGGAGGAGCUACAGCCGGAGCAGGAGCCGCAGCCGGAGCAGGAGUGGCAGCCGAGGAAAGAGCAGAGACAGAGAGCACAGAGGAGGCAGAGAAUACAAGUCAAAGUUUGAGUUGGAAAGGAAGGAUACAGACUGCUACAACUCUUCCAACACGUCGGGCUCCCAGCAGCAGCACCAGUCCCCUCUCCUGCCCCUGCCGCUGCCCACACCUCCGCACCCCUUUUCUUCAACGUCGUCCGCAGGAGUCUCGGGAGCUGGCGGUGUUUCCGUAGUUACACUGGCCCACCUGCCAGAUAGCACUACAGACAGCUGGUCAGGCUACUACAGCGCCCAGAGGCAAGAUGGUGUCGGCAAGCCAUUCAGCAACAAGAAUGUUUCGCUCAAACAGCGCUGCAGGGAUUACGACGAAAAGGGAUUCUGUGUCCGUGGUGACCUUUGUUUAUUCGACCAUGGCAACGACCCUCUCAUCGUCGAUGAUGUGAAUCUACCAAACAUUAUUCCGUUUCCUCCCCCACCUGUUAUGCCCCCCGGUGGCCUGCCCAUGCCUCCCAUCACCGAGCCACCCCCUCCGCUCCGGAUGCCUGCGAUGCCACUUUACGGCCAGCCGCCACCACCGGGCGUCUUCCCCAUGACCGGACCCCCACUGAUAGCUACUAGUGGGGUUGAAACCCCCAACCACCCAACGGCAAUCACUUCUUCCCCUCCCAUCGGACCGCCCGGUGUAGGGCUGCCGCCUACUCUUCCUCCUCCUCCUCCUCCUCCACCUCCUCCCUCCUCGUCUUCAUCUGUGUCUCUUCGUCCCCAAUAUGUCCCGUCUGAAUAUAAUUAUGACCCAGAGGGCUAUAACCCAGAAUCACCUGCCCUGACUGCAGCGGGGCGUAACCCGUACAGUCAGUUCAUUCCCCGGGUGCACACGCAGCGCUCCAACCUCAUCGGCCUCACCUCCAACGAAGGACAAGGCUCCAGAGCUGCCAACAUCGUGAUCCAGACAGAGCCUGCCACUGCAGCCAACACUCCUGGAAGCAACGUGUCCCGUUUCAACACGGAGAAGGACAACAGGAAGAGAAGCAUGGGAACCAGCAUACCAGAGGGACCAGCGCCGAAGCAGAUUUGGAUUGAUAAGCCAAGCUUUAACAACCAACACAAGAACACUUUUCCCAAGAGGUAUCACUAUGUGAACACCAAGUUGGAAGUGCGCAAGAUCCCACGUGAGCUCAAUAACAUCACCCAGCUCAACGAGCACUUCAGCAAGUUCGGAACCAUCGUCAACAUCCAGGUUGUGUUUGGUGGAGACCCAGAGGCGGCGUUGAUCCAGUACACACAGAAUGAAGAGGCCAGGCGAGCCAUAUCCAGCACAGAGGCGGUCCUGCAAAACCGCUUCAUACGUGUGUACUGGCACCGCGAGCCCGGCACUAACCCCACAGGGCUGCAGCAGCAGGAACAGAGCUCCGGGAGCCAGGCAGUGGGCUCAGCACCCAGCCAGGGGCUGCAGCACAGCAACAUGCAUAAGAUGCAGGCGAUAAAGCAGCACAAUCCAGCUGCAUACGUGUUGAACAACACCGUACCCAAGCACCGGGUGCCAGCACUACCAGGGGCCCCAGCCACAACCAAAGCAGACAGCCUGAACCCAAAUGCAGACGCUGUCACUGUGGUGCAUGCACUGACACACACCCAGAAGAGCCCUUACAAUUCAACAACACUCAAGUCAUCCUCAAAGAGCUAUGGGAGAACAGGAAAGGCACUAGAAGCACAGGAAGUCCACAAGAAGAAACAGGAGGCAAUUAAACUCCAGCAGGACAUGAGAAAGAAGAAGCAAGAGAUGUUGAAGACACAGAUCGAGUGUCAGAAGGCCUUGAUAAACCGCUUGGAGAAGAACCGAGGGAUGAAACCAGAGGAGCGAGCCAACAUCAUGAAGACGCUGAAGGAGCUGACUGAGAAGAUCGCGCAGCUGCAGAAUGACAUGAACCCCGCCUCCCAGGUAUCCAGCGCCAAACCAAACCACGCCCAGUCCAAGACCAAGACUGAUGCCCAGAAGGAGUUGCUGGAUGCUGAGUUGGACUUCCACAAGAAGAUGAGCUCCGGAGAAGACACAACAGACCUCAAGAGAAAACUAGGACAGCUACAGGUCGAGGCCACCAGGUUGGGUCUGAUACGGCCUCCAACGGGCCGAGGUCGGGGCCGAGGGAAGAUGGCGAUGGAGCCCGGUGCGGGACAUGUGGGCCGCGGCAGGGGCCGAAGCAGGGAUAUGAUGGGUCGAGGCGGGACUGUGAACCGCAUGUCGGUGGACCACAGACCAAGAGCCCUGGCUAUUUUGGGGGUCACUCAAGAGGAGAAGGAGGAGCUAAUGCCUCACUUUGUGAAAUUUGGCGAGAUUGAAGAGGUCCGUGAUCAAGACGCUAACACUGUUGUCAUUACCUUUAUGUCCCGAAGUGAAGCAGAGAAUGCAGCUAACCAGGGAGCUAAGUUCAAAGGUCGUGUGCUGCAGAUUUCCUGGUACAAGCCCAAGACGCCCUCCGUUACAACAGAGCCAGAGGAGGAAGAGGCUAAAGAUGAUGAAAAUACGAGGAAAGCAAGCUCUUAUUUGCCUGGUGAGGAGGAAGAGGAGGAGGAGGAUGACGAUGAAGAUGACGAGUAUGAGAGUCGAUCAUGGAGACGAUGAAGGCGUGCGAUUCGUCCCGACCGUUGAAACAAUAACACGGAACUUUUUUUUUCUUUCCAGUAUUUUGAAACCAAGUAAUUUUUAGACUCUAAUCGAAGUAAUAAGGAGUUUACGUAACUGUUCAUCAGAAGAAGUUUAGAGGGCCGAUAGUUUUUGUAUCCCUCGACUGAACAAUUAUUUAAAACAUCUCACUUUUGUUGAGAAAGAUAAAUGUUAAGUUGUUCUUAUAGAUAGGAAAACCUAUGUAAGUUUUAGUGUGCAUACCAGUUGAUGAAUAUCAGUAAUGCACAACAUUUGUGUCUACUGUGAAUAGGUAUUUUUAUACAGACUGUAUUUAAGCUCUUUUCUCACCAGUUUUUUUUUAAAAUCUUGUCCACGAUUCAGGGACAGCCAUUCCUUCACAGAUAGACGUUCUCUGUUGCUACCAGAGAGAUAUUUAUUUAUUUUUCCACAGCAUAAAUGCACUGUGCCGUACCUAGAUUGGCACAGUAUGGUAUGGUUUUCCAUUUCACUUUGCUCAGUUUGUUUUGGGUGUGCCCAAAACGUUACAGGAACCCAAUAUUUUUGGCAGUGACUCACUGCUGGCAUGAACCCAUGCUAGUUUGCGCAUGUUGUACUCAAAGUAACCAGAGCCACCCUUGCCCAGCCCUCAAAGGCGCUGACACUAUACCAUAACCAUAUUUGAGCCAGUGCAGGUACAGAAGGCUACCAGUGCAAUAGAAAAGUCUAAACUAUGUUUACAAAUGGCCGUGCCAUGCACGUCAGAUACAGUCUGGUAGUAAAUAUUCAAAUUUU